AAAAGAUGCUAUGCGGCCAUUUGAUUGAUUGAACGAGGUCUUAAGAUGAUCUUAAAUAUAACAACGGAUUAUGAAUACGGGCCUAAGUGUCGAUCUUAGAAGAAUAAAUACUAAAUAAAUAAAUGGAAAAAAUAAAAUAAAUGGAAAAAUUGUAAGUUGAUUGACUAUCGCAUCGUUUUUUGCCGCGUAGCAAGUGUUGCCGCGUUAUAGCUGUCACUGUGUUUUGAGUGUAGUUUCUGAAUGCAGCCUAAGAAAUAGAUAGUAAAAUAACCUCUUUUAAUUUGUGAGACACAGUGUUACACAAUGUAUUCUUUGAGCAAAAAUAAAAAUAAUUAUAAAAUAAUGCGUAAAAAAAAAAGAAAAACCAGAGGAUGGAUAAUAUCUAGUAUUUUAAGAAAGUUAUAUGGCUCUUGAAGAAAUUGCUAAAAAUCUGAGGAAUAAUAUACCAAAAAUAUAUUUAAAACAAAUCGACUUAAGUAUCACUUCAAGUUCUAUGGAAAGUAAUGAAGAUAUUGAUGCUAAUUUGUUAAGAAAUAUAGAAAAAAGCAAUCAACCAAAUAUUUCUGAAAUAUCUCUAGAAAAAAGUAAUCAACAAGAUAUUCAACUAAGUAUUUCUGAAAUAUCUCCAGAAAAAAGUAAUCAAGAUAUUCAACUAAGUAUUUCUGAAAUAUCUCCAAAAAAAAGUAAUCAUCAAGAUAUUCAACCAAAUAUUUCUGAAAUAUCUCUAGAAAAAAGUAAUCAACAAGAUAUUCAACUAAGUAUUUCUGAAAUAUCUCCAGAAAAAAGUAAUCAAGAUAUUCAACCAAAUAUUUCUGAAAUAUCUCCAGAAAAAAGUAAUCAUCAAGAUAUUCAACCAAAUAUUUCUGAAAUAUCUCCAGAAAAAAAUAAUCAACAAGGUAUGCGUUUUGAUUCAUGUUUAUAUAAACUUAUUUCUUCAUAAAAAUAACAUGC
Nylanderia fulva is the source of this 951-nucleotide messenger RNA. The record is from RefSeq and is a predicted model, not a curated record. Lineage: Eukaryota; Metazoa; Arthropoda; Insecta; Hymenoptera; Formicidae.